ACCCGCGCAAAGCUGGGCAUGGAGCCCCCCGGGGCGGCCACCACGGAGACCCCAAUUGAGCGAGAGAUCCGGCAGAACCAGGAGCGCGAGGCGAGCCUGCGACGGAGCCGGGGUUUGAGCCCUAGCUUCGCUGGCAGGGAGCUGGUGGAGCUGCGCCUCCGGCCCAUCCUUAGCCUGCUGCCGGGCCCGGGGCCUGGACUGCCCCGGGACGUGGAGCGCGCCCGAGCCGGCGCCCAGAUGCAGCGCGACAUCGCGCGGGAGGCACGCCGGGAGGAGGCGCUGGUGCGCCUGGGUCCGGGGCCCUGCGGCGGCCGGGAGUACGGCCAGGGGCCUCAGCCGCUGAGCGAGCGUAAGCUGGUCUUUGAGGCUGGGGGCGCGCAUUCCCGGGCAGAGUCCGUGGGCCGGGGCCCUUCGUUCACCGAGGCCAGUGGCGCCGCCCACGUGGUGGUUCUGGAGCAUCGCAGCCGACUCCGGGCACCCGUCUUGGCUCAUUCUCCUACUCCAGCCCCAGUUCCAGCAACUGCACGGGCCCGAAACCCAGUUCCAGCUGAGGUCGGGACGCCAGACCUAGCCCCGGCGCUGGCUCCGGCUCCUGCCCAGGCCCUGGCCUCGGCCCCACGUGCCCCAGGCCCGGCUUCAGCCUCCGCCUUGAGCUCUCCGAGCCCGGCUCUUGCCUCGGCAUCCACCCCAAGUGCUCGGCCCCCGGUCCCACCUCUGGCCCCGACCCUCGAUCUAGCUUUGGCCCCGGCCUCCACUACGAACGCGGCCCCGAUCCGUCGAGGCCAGUUGUCGCUGUUGGAGCAGGAGGUCCGAGAAGUUCGACAGAGGGAGCGGGAGCUGCAGCGCCAGAGGCGCAGCAUCUAUGGUACCUCAGAGUUCAAGGAGCCGACCCCGAGUCUCACCGAGAGCACACCCUCUGGAAAGCUUUCAGUGGUGUGGCCCCCUCGGCGGGACUCUGAGAACGGCUUAGAGCAGGAUUACCGUGCUAGUGCCCGGUCUGUUAAUCGAGGGAAGAAGAUCAUGAUCCACACCGGAGAACCCCUCAGCCAGGAGGAGUAACUGGUCACCUGUCUCUUCCCCCUCAUUAACUUGGGGAGGUGGGGGGGGGGAGCUUAACUGGUUACGCCCUCUACUCCACAAGCUCUAGCAGGAGAGUCUUAAUUGGUUAUAUCCCGCCCUCCUCCCUUCCUCCACUAACCCGGGCUGGGGGCUCCUAAUUUGCCACCUGUCCCCAAUGCUGUUGCACACACCCCCCCCAACCCAUCCAGGAGGGAGACAGAAUGCCUAUCUCCCCUAUGCUCUCUGGGAUACUGACCAGGUUAUACCCAAGCCUCUGACUGUUACAUGGCUGGGGGUGAGGGAACCCUCCUCAACCUUCUCUGCUUACUGUGCCAUCAAUAAA
Dromiciops gliroides (monito del monte) is the source of this 1402-nucleotide messenger RNA. RefSeq names its product MISP family member 3 (gene MISP3). NCBI's taxonomy places the organism in Eukaryota, Metazoa, Chordata, Mammalia, Microbiotheria, Microbiotheriidae. The transcript is spliced from 3 exons. Bases 19 to 1059 code for a protein of 346 amino acids. The record is from RefSeq and is a predicted model, not a curated record.